AGCAUGGCCAGAGCCUCCGCCGUCCUGCUGUCCCUCAUUCUGCAGCUCGCGAGCUGGACACUGGCCCCGGGGACCGGCCGAGGUGGGGCUGUCUCCAGGGAGCCCCUUGGCUUUGCUGACAUCCACGACUACCAGUCAGAGGGGCCAGCCCACUCCUCAGCCCCUGCUGGGGUCCCCGAGGAACGGUGGCGCCCCCUGGAGGAGCGGCUGGAAAGGCUGGAGGCUGAGGUCACGGAGCUCAGAGAACAGAACAAGGAUCUGCAGGGCAGGGUGACGCAGCUGGAGUCCUGUGAGUGCCACCCGGCUUCCCCCCAGUGCUGGGGGCUGGGCCGGGCCUGGCCCGAGGGGGCUCGCUGGGAGCCCGAUGCCUGCACAGCCUGCGUCUGCCAGGACGGGGCUGCAAACUGUGUCCCCAAGCCCGGCCCGGCCCGCUGCCAUGGCUGCAGCCACAAUGGUCAGGCCUAUGGCAAUGGGGAGACCUUCACCCCAGAUGCCUGCACCACCUGCCGCUGCCUGGAAGGAGCUGUAACUUGCACCCAGAAGCCAUGCCCAAGAGGACCCUGCCCAGAGCCAGGAGCAUGCUGCCCACACUGCUGCCCUGGAGGCCACAGAGAUGGGGAAAUGUGGCAAUUGGAGCGCUGUGUUAUCUGCACCUGCCAGGCAGGGACAGUGCGGUGCCAGGGGCCCUCAUGCUCAGAGCUCAACUGCCUGCAGAGCUACACCCCACCUGGGGAGUGCUGCCCCGUCUGCCAGCCAGGCUGUGAGUAUGAGGGGCAGCUUUACGAGGAAGGGGCCAACUUCCAGUCCAGCUCCAACCCUUGUCUCCAGUGCUCCUGCCUGAGGAGCCUGGUUCGCUGCGUGCCCAUGAAGUGCCCGCCCAUCCCCUGCUCCGAGCCAGUCCUGAGGCCUGGGCACUGCUGCCCAACCUGCCAAGCUCAAGGCUGCACAGAAAAUGGUUCUCACUGGGAGCAUGGCCAAGAGUGGACCACCCCUGGGGACCCCUGCCGGAUCUGCCAGUGCUUGGAGGGCCACAUCCGGUGCCACCAGCGGGAAUGUGCCAGUCUGUGCCCAUACCCUGCCCGGCCCCUCCCGGGCACCUGCUGCCCAGUGUGUGAUGGCUGUUUCCUAAAUGGGCGGGACUACCGCAGCGGGGAGCCCGUGGGCUCUGGGGACCCCUGCUCACACUGCCGUUGUGCCAAUGGGAGUGUCCAGUGUGAGCCUCCGCCCUGCCCACCCACGCCCUGCAGACACCCAGGCAGGACCCUGGGGGAGUGCUGCCCUGUCUGUGACAGCUGUGAGUACCAGGGACACCAGUAUCAGAACCAGGAGACAUUCCAACUCCAAGAGAGUGGCCGCUGUGUCCGCUGCUCCUGCCAGGCUGGCGAGGUCUCCUGCGAGGAGCGCGAGUGCCCAGGCAUGCCCUGCACCCUGCCUGACUCUGGCCCCCAGCUCUGCUCAGUCUGCGUGCUUGAUGGAGAGGAGUUUGCUGAGGGUGUCCAGUGGGAGCCUGAUGGCCAGCCCUGCACGACCUGCUCCUGUCAAGCUGGGGUACCUGUGUGUGGGACUUUGCUCUGCUCCCCAGCUCCCUGCCAGCACCCCACCCAGCCCCCGGGUGCCUGCUGCCCCAGCUGUGAGAGCUGCACUUACCACGGCCAGGUGUAUGCCAAUGGGCAGAACUUCACAGAUGCAGACCCUUGCCACACCUGCCACUGCGAGGAUGGGACCGUGACAUGCUCCUUGGUCAACUGCCCUCCCACAACCUGUGCCAGGCCUCAGAGUGGACCGGGCCAAUGCUGCCCCAGGUGUCCAGACUGCGUCCUGGAGAAACAGGUGUUUUUGGAUGGUGAACGCUUCUCGCAUCCCCGAGAUCCCUGCCAGGAAUGCCAGUGCCGGGAAGGCCAUGCCCACUGCCAACCCCGGGUCUGCCCCCGGACCUCCUGUACCCACCCUCUGCCUGGUGUCUGUUGCCAGAACUGCAAUGGUUGUGCCUUUGGUGGGAAAGAGUACCCCAACGGGGCCGACUUCCCCCACCCCUCUGACCCCUGCCGUCUGUGUCACUGUCUGGGAGGCACCGUAAAGUGCCUGGCGCGCCGCUGCCCGCCCUUGCCCUGCCCAGAGCCGGUCCUUCUGCCCAGAGAGUGCUGCCCACAGUGCCCAGCCGCCCCCUCGGGCUGCCCUCUGCCGGGGGGCUUGGUCCCCGCCCGCCACCAGGAGCACUUCUCCCCGCCCGAUGACCCCUGCCGCCGCUGCCUCUGCCUGGACGGCUCGGCGUCCUGCCAGAGACUGCCCUGCCCGCCCGUGCCCUGCACCCACCCGCGCCAGGGGCCCUGCUGCCCCUCCUGUGACGGCUGCCUGUACCAGGGGAAGGAGUUCGCCAGCGGGGAGCGCUUCCCUUCGCCCACUGCCAGGUGUCACAUCUGCCUCUGCUGGGAGGGCAGCGUCAGCUGUGAGCCCAGGGUCUGUGCACCUGCCCAGUGCCUGUUCCCUGCCCGGGGUGACUGCUGCCCUACCUGUGACGGCUGUGAGUAUCUGGGGGAGUCCUACCUGAGCGGCCAGGAGUUCCCGGAUCCCCGUGAGCCCUGCAACCUGUGUACCUGCCUCAGAGGCUUCGUGACCUGUGGCCGCCGGCCCUGUGAGCCCCUGGGCUGCAGCCACCCGCUCACCCGAGCUGGGCACUGCUGCCCGACCUGCCAGGGAUGCCUCUAUCAUGGGGUCACUGCUGCCCCUGGAGAGACCCUUCCUGACCCGUUAGACCCUGCCUGCUCGCUCUGCACCUGCCAGGAAGGCUCCAUGCGCUGCCGGAAGAAGCCGUGUCCUCCGGCUCUCUGCCCUCGCCCCUCUUCAGGACCCUGCUUCUGCCCCGUUUGCCACAGCUGCCUCUCUCAGGGCCAGGAGUACCAGGACGGGGAGGAGUUUGAGGGGCCCGCAGGCAGCUGCGCGCGCUGUCGCUGUGAGGCCGGCCAGGUCAGCUGUGUGCGGCAGCGCUGCCCGCCCCUGUCCUGCCCGCUCCAGGUCACGGAGCAGGGGAGCUGCUGUCCUCGCUGCAGAGGCUGCCUGUUUCAUGGGGAGGAGCACCCCGAAGGCAGUAGCUGGAAGCCCCCUGACAGCCCCUGCUCCUCCUGCAUGUGCCAUGAGGGUGUCAUCACCUGCGACCGCGUCCAGUGUGUCACCUCCUGUGCCCAGCCCCACCAGGGGCCCAGUGACUGCUGCCCUCGAUGCUCUGACUGUGAGCAUGAGGGUCGGAAGUAUGAGCCGGGAGAGAGCUUCCAGCCCGGUGCAGACCCCUGCGAAGUCUGCGUCUGUGAGCUGCAGCCUGAGGGGACACCCAGCCUGCGCUGUCACCGGCGGCAGUGCCCCCGCCUGGUGGGCUGCCCCGCCAGCCAGCUCCUGACCCCAGGGCCCCAGCAAUGCUGCCCUGCCUGUGCCGAGGCGCUGAGCCACUGCACAGAGCACCUGCUGGGGUCUGAGUUGACCCCACCAGACCCCUGCUACACCUGCCAGUGCCAGGACCUGACUUGGCUCUGCAUUCACCGGGCCUGUCCUGAGCUCAGCUGUCCCCUGCCUGAACACUACAUACCCCCUGGGAGCUGCUGCCCUGUGUGCCAGGAAUGUGUGGUGGAGGCUGAGGGCCGGACAGUGGCGGAUGGAGAGAGCUGGCGGGACCCCAGCAACGCCUGCGUCUCUUGCACCUGCCAUCGGGGCCACGUGGAGUGCCGCCUGGAGGAGUGCCAGGCGCUCACCUGCCCGCGCGGCUGGUCGAAGGUGCGGGAGGCUGGCAGGUGCUGUGAGAGGUGCCAAGCCCCCGCCCCGUCGUGCGCGCACCAGGGCCGGCAGGUGGCCUCCGGAGAGCGCUGGGACGUGGACGCCUGCACCAACUGCUCCUGCGUGGCAGGCACCGUGCGCUGCCACAGCCAGCGCUGCCCGCCGCUCUCCUGUGGGCCCGACGAGGCCCCCGCCCUGAGUCCCGGCAGCUGCUGUCCCCGCUGCCUGCCCCGGCCCGCUUCCUGCAUGGCCUUCGGAGACCCUCAUUACCGCACCUUCGACGGCCGCCUGCUGCACUUUCAGGGCAGCUGCAGCUACGUGCUGGCCAAGGACUGCCGUGGCGGGGACUUCAGCGUGCACGUGACCAACGAUGACCGGGGCUGGAGCGGCGUGUCCUGGACCCAGGAGGUGGCUGUGCUGCUGGGAGACGUGGCCGUGCGGCUGCUGCAGGGCGGGGCGGCCACGGUGGAUGGGCGCCCUGUGGCUUUGCCCUUCCUGCAGGAACCGCUGUUCUAUGUAGAGCUUCGGGGACGCACGGUGGUGCUGCACUCCCACCCGGGGCUCCAGGUGCUGUGGGAUGGGCAGUCCCAGGUGGAGGUGAGAGUGCCUGGCUCCUACCGGGGCCACAUGUGUGGGCUCUGUGGCAACUUCAAUGGCUUUGCCCAGGAUGACCUGCAGGACCCUGAGGAACUGCUCCAGUCCACUGAGGCUGCGUUUGGGAAUAGCUGGCAGGUCCCAGAGGGCCCAGGACCUGGUCGGCCCUGUUCCAAGGGCCGUGAGGUGGAUCCAUGCCGGGCAGCAGGGUACCGUGCCAGGCGUGAGGCCAACGCCCGGUGUGCGGUGCUGAAGUCCACCCCGUUCAGCCGCUGCCAUGCUGUGGUGCCACCAGACCCCUUCUUUGCCGCCUGCGUGUAUGACCUCUGUGCUUGCGGGCCCGGUUCCUCCUCUGACGCCUGCCUCUGUGACGCCCUGGAAGCCUAUGCUAGCCACUGUCGCCAGGCAGGGGUGACACCGGCCUGGCGGGGCCCCACACUCUGUGUGGUGAGCUGCCCCCUGGACCGCGGCUUCGUGUUUGAUGAGUGUGGCCCACCCUGCCCCCGCACCUGCUUCAACCAGCACGUCCCCCUAGCAGAGCUGGCAGCCCACUGUGUGCGGCCCUGCAUCCCCAGCUGCCAGUGCCCGGCGGGCCUGGUGGAGCACGAGGCCCACUGUAUCUCACCCGAGGCCUGCCCUGCUGUCCUGCUCACUGGGGACCAGCUGCCCAGCACUCCGCGCCACCCCAGCCAGGAGCCCCAGGGGCCAACCUGAGCCAGGACAACACCGACCGGGACUCAUCCGGACAUGAAGUCUCCCCUUGGCGAGCACCUCCCGCCCUGCCUGGGUGCUGGGAGGCUGGGCAUGGCUCCCACAAAGACCCCAGCUGUGUUGCAUUGGAAACAGUAAACUCAGGCUCCACCCUGAGG
Capra hircus (goat) is the source of this 5225-nucleotide messenger RNA. RefSeq names its product kielin/chordin-like protein (gene KCP). Lineage: Eukaryota; Metazoa; Chordata; Mammalia; Artiodactyla; Bovidae. The transcript has 42 exons. The record is from RefSeq and is a predicted model, not a curated record. Gene Ontology annotation, molecular function: protein binding. The coding region runs from base 4 to 5070 and encodes 1688 amino acids.